AUGGACAAAAAAAAACCUAAAGUACCUCCAUCUUCCUAUUUAAUUUUUUGUAAUUAUGAAAGAGACAAUGUUAAAAACAGUUUGUUAGAAAAAUCUGAUAAAGCAACAAUAAAAAUAACUGAUAUUCAAAAAGAAUUAAGUAAUAAAUGGAAAGCCUUAUCUGAAGAAGAAAAAAAUAAAUAUGAAGAACAAGCUCAACUUUUAAAGUUAAAAUACAAUGAAGAAUUAUUAGAAUGGCAAAAUUAUCACAAAGAAGAUGCAUCAGAUUUUAUGAAUAUGAAUAACACUACUAAAUUCCCUAUUAUGAAAAUUCAGAAAAUUAUGCAUUUGAAUAAUAAUGUCAAAAAAAUUAAUCAUGAGGCUAUUAAUAUUUUUCAAAAAGCAAUAAUUAUGUUUUUAAUUGAAUUAGUUAAUAAAACCAUUGAAUUUAAAAAUGAAAAAAAUUCUUCUCGAUAUAUAACAUCUCUUGAUAUAAUAUCAUGCAUAAAAAGAGAAGGAAUAAAAUAUAAAUUUCUGGAAGAUUGCUUGUACUUAUUAAAAGAUGAAGGCAUGAAUACAUUUUUUCUUGAAGAAGAUGAUAAUGAAGAAUCAAUAUUUGAUUUAUGUGAAGAAGAUAAAAAAGAAUAUGAUUAUGAUAUAGAAGAAAAGAAAAUAAAUAAAAUGAAGAAAAAAGAAAAUAAAACAAAAGAAAAAAGUGCAAAAAAAAAUGUAUAUGCGGAUAUAACAACUUUUUUUAAAAGAAUGUAA
Molecule: messenger RNA, 747 nt
Organism: Plasmodium relictum
Lineage: Eukaryota; Apicomplexa; Aconoidasida; Haemosporida; Plasmodiidae
Gene: HMGB4
Product: high mobility group protein B4, putative
Exons: 11
Coding region: 1-747 (248 amino acids)
Biological process (GO): regulation of gene expression
Cellular component (GO): nucleus
Molecular function (GO): protein heterodimerization activity
Source: RefSeq, a predicted model, not a curated record